AUGCAGUGCGUUUGUUUCCAUGCUGGGGAUGGAGGUGGGAGCGAAGAGUCUGAUGGAAGUUAGCUCCUGCCGGCUUCGGAGGGUUGAACUUCUGGGGAGUGGGAAGUGUGUCGGGGAGACGUCCUGUGUGUGUGUGUGGAGGGGGGUAUGGUAUAUUCUGAGCUUAUCUCCGAGUGCGUGUCUCUGGGGCUGACGGGCAUUUCCUCCUGCUGUAACCACACGGCGUGAACACCGUCUCCCUUCUGUCUAGGACCUGACACAUGCGUUGAGUGUUGCUGUUUUAACGUGGCUACUCAUAGCGCUUAGGAAUCCUGUCCUUUCAAGAAAAAGUACUUGCUCUGCAGCUUUCCUUUACCUUUUGGGUGUAUGCCUUGAUGAGAUUCAAGAUCCACUACUUAAUAUACGAAGAGGGGGGGGCGGAGGGAAGCGAUUAGUCGGAGAUUUCCCUGCCGAUUAAUAGCACUGCAAUAUAUAGCUUUAUCGUACUGUGGUUGAUUGGUGCAGGAAUAUUGUGUCCUGCCUCUUUAAAUCCUGAAACGCGUGGAGUUUAAAUAAACUGGCUAGGAAGCUUUUGCUACCCACCCUUCGCCCCCACUGAGGAGUCUGUAUUCAGCAAGUGCCCAGGCUUAGAGUGCAGGCAGCCUGAAAGGAGCCGGAAAUAUGUUACAUUGAUGUUUGGCAUAGUUGCAGUCAAGUUAAAGGGACUUCCAUCCUGAAGGAUCCUGAAGCACUUUUCAUAUUAUGCAUGCAGGAAUUGCUUCACCUAAACAGUCAUUCCAGUAUAUGUCAGAUCUACUAUGAAAUGUGGAAGCUGUUUUACAGAAGAGUAUAUCGCUACCCAACAGGGCAGCAGAGGAAGUGAGGAUCAUAUUCAGUUGAAAUUAGAGAGCUUGAUGCCACAGCAACGGUAUUGGCUAACCGACAAGAUGAAAGUGAGCAGUCUAGAAAAAAGCUUAUUGAGCAAAGUCGUGAGUUCAAGAAAAACACUCCAGAGUUUUUCAAGUCGGUGGCUUGCUUCUGCAGUAAAUAAGCAAGACAUACUGGACCUGCGCAAACAGGUAGCUCCAUUAUUGAAGAGUUUCCAGGGGGAGAUUGAUGCAUUAGGUAAAAGAAGCAAAGAAGCAGAGGCAGCCUUCUUGAAUGUCUAUAAGAGAUUAAUUGAUGUUCCAGAUCCAGUUCCAGCUCUGGAUCUAGGACAGCAGCUUCAGCUGAAAGUCCAGCGAAUGCAUGAUAUUGAAACAGAGAACCAGAAACUUAGGGAAACUCUAGAGGAAUACAACAAGGAAUUUGCUGAAGUGAAAAAUCAAGAGGUUACAAUAAAAGCGCUUAAAGAGAAAAUCAGAGAAUAUGAACAGACCCUGAAGAACCAAGCAGAGAAUAUAGCUCUUGAAAAAGAACAAAAAUUACAAAAUGACUUUGCAGAGAAGGAGAGAAAGUUGCAAGAAACACAGAUGUCAACAGCCUCGAAGCUGGAGGAGGCCGAACACAAAGUUCAAGCUUUACAAACAGCCUUGGAAAAAACUCGGACAGAAUUAUUUGACCUUAAAACAAAAUAUGAUGAAGAAACUACUGCAAAGGCUGAUGAAAUUGAGAUGAUCAUGACGGAUCUCGAAAGAGCAAAUCAGAGGGCAGAGGUGGCUCAGAGAGAGGCAGAAACCUUAAGGGAGCAGCUCUCAUCAGCUAACAAAUCUCUCCAACUUGCUACACAGAUCCAGAAGGCACCUGAUGUGGAGCAGGCCAUAGAGGUGCUGACGCGAUCUAGCUUGGAGGUGGAACUGGCUGCAAAAGAACGUGAAAUUGCCCAGCUCGUAGAAGAUGUCCAGAGACUCCAAGGCAGCCUCACCAAACUUCGUGAGAACUCCACCAGCCAGAUAUCACAGCUGGAGCAGCAGCUGACUGCCAAGAACAGCACACUUAAACAACUGGAAGAAAAACUGAAAACACAGGCUGACUAUGAAGAGGUUAAGAAAGAAUUAAAUAUACUGAAGUCCAUGGAAUUUGCACCCUCUGAGGGCUCUGGUGCACAGGAUGCAUCCAAACCACUGGAGGUGUUGCUGCUGGAGAAAAAUCGCUCGUUGCAGUCUGAGAAUGCCACACUGCGUAUCACUAAUAGUGACCUGAGCGGGUCAGCCAGGAGAAAAGGGAAAGACCAGCCUGAGAGUCAGCGUCCUGCAACCUUGCCGGCCUCCCCUUCUUCUCAGUUGCUCCGCAACACGGGGGAGCAGGCUUCCAAUACUAAUGGUACACACCAGUUCUCACCAACGGGUUUAAGUCAAGACUUUUUCAGCUCAUCCUUGGCAAGCCCCAGCUUACCCCUGGCCUCCACAGGAAAAUUUGCACUAAACUCUCUCCUCCAGCGACAGCUAAUGCAGUCCUUCUACUCCAAGGCAAUGCAGGAAGCAGGAAGCACAAGCAUGAUUUUUUCAACAGGUCCUUACAGCACAAACUCCAUAUCUUCCCAAAGUCCAUUACAACAAAGUCCGGAUGUUAAUGGCAUGGCCCCAUCUCCCAGCCAGUCAGAAAGUGCUGGGAGCAUCUCUGAAGGCGAGGAGAUAGACACAGCAGAAAUUGCACGUCAGGUGAAAGAGCAAUUGAUCAAGCACAAUAUUGGACAGCGGAUAUUUGGACAUUAUGUCUUGGGACUGUCACAAGGGUCUGUGAGCGAGAUACUAGCCCGGCCAAAGCCAUGGAAUAAAUUGACUGUGAGAGGCAAGGAGCCAUUUCACAAGAUGAAGCAGUUCCUCUCAGAUGAGCAGAACAUCCUGGCCCUACGCAGCAUCCAGGGUAGACAAAGAGAGAAUCCAGGCCAGAACCUGAACAGACUAUUUCAGGAAGUACCGAAACGAAGAAAUGGGUCUGAAGGUAACAUCACCACAAGAAUCCGAACCACAGAGACUGGCUCUGAUGAAGCCAUCAAAUCCAUUCUAGAACAAGCCAAAAGGGAGCUGCAAGUACAGAAAACAGCUGAGCCGGCUCAGCCACCUUCUGCAUCUAGCAGUGGCAAUUCUGAUGAGGCCAUUCGAUCCAUUCUGCAACAAGCCCGACGUGAAAUGGAAGCACAGCAGGCUGCCCUUGAACCUGCCUUAAAAACAACACCUUUGUCUCAAGCAGACAUUUCCAUCUUGUCCCCAAAACUAAUAUCUACACCUGCAAUGUCUUCGGUAUCCAGUUAUUCUCCAUUGGCCUUGUCACUGAAGAAACAUUCUACUGUCAUGGAUUCUAAUAUAUCUGCAUUGCAGAACCUCUCUGGGCUAAAAAAGGAGCACCAGGAAACACCAGUUUUAGAGCUUCAUGGAAUAACUGAUUCUGCACAGGGUGUGCUGAGGCAUGUUAAAAAUGAAUUGGGACGUGGUGGUGUUUGGAAGGACCAUUGGUGGAACACUGUUCAGCAUGACAGAAGAAAUACCACUCCUUCUGAAGAUACAAAGGUCGAGGAAGCCAGCAGUGGAAAAGAAAAGGUCAGCAGCCAGACAAGGUCAGAUCGUAGCCAACUCCAAGGACCAUCCUCUUCAGAAUACUGGAAGGAGUGGCCAAAUGCUGAAUCUCCAUAUUCCCAGAGCUCUGAAUUGAGCAUGACUGGGGCAAGCCGCAGUGAGACACCACAAAAUAGCCCCCUUCCUUCCUCUCCUAUUGUACCUAUAUCAAAGCCAUCCAAACCCUCAGUUCCUCCAUUGACACCUGAGCAGUAUGAGAUUUACAUGUACCAGGAAGUGGAUACAAUAGAGCUAACUCGUCAGGUCAAAGAAAAGCUAGCAAAGAAUGGCAUCUGCCAAAGGAUCUUUGGGGAAAAGGUGUUGGGCCUAUCCCAAGGGAGUGUCAGUGACAUGCUCUCCAGGCCAAAGCCAUGGAGUAAAUUGACGCAAAAAGGCCGAGAACCAUUUAUUCGUAUGCAGCUCUGGCUGAAUGGUGAGCUGGGACAGUGUGUCCUGCCUGCACAAGGGCAGCAGCAAGGACAAGUCCUCCACUCAGUGACAUCGCUGCAGGAUUCCCUACAGCAGGGAUGUGCAAGCUCAGAAAGCACUCCAAAGACCUCGGCCAGUUGCAGUCCUGCUCCUGAGUCUCCUAUGAGUUCCAGUGAAUCAGUGAAGAGUCUGACUGAAUUGGUACAGCAACCGUGUCCUGCUAUAGAGACAAGUAAAGAUGGCAAACCACAAGACUCAAGUGAGCCACCUGUUUCUGAAUCCCAGUCGACAACACCUUUGCCUCUCUCGGGCCAUUCGGCACUUAGCAUUCAAGAACUGGUUGCUGUCUCUCCUGAAUUGGACACAUAUGGCAUUACGAAGAGGGUUAAAGAGGUGUUAACAGACAACAACCUUGUGUGGCUGACAAGCCUAAAAAGCAGCAGAAGAGCCAGGAAAUGUGCCCCAAACUCUGCAUUAGGUCAGCGUUUGUUUGGGGAGACAAUCCUAGGGCUAACGCAAGGCUCAGUCUCAGACCUUCUGGCUCGCCCAAAGCCCUGGCACAAAUUGAGUUUGAAGGGACGGGAGCCCUUUGUCCGCAUGCAGCUGUGGCUAAAUGAUCCCAACAAUGUGGAGAAAUUGAUGGAUAUGAAGCGAAUGGAGAAAAAAGCCUACAUGAAACGACGGCACAGCUCAGUUAGUGACAGUCAACCUUGUGAGCCCUCUUCAGCUGGAAUAGACUAUAGCCAGGGAGCCAGCCCACAGCCACAGCAUCAGCUAAAGAAACCACGAGUAGUGUUGGCACCAGAAGAGAAAGAAGCUCUAAAACGAGCAUAUCAGCAAAAGCCAUACCCAUCGCCAAAAACCAUUGAGGAACUCGCUACACAGCUCAACUUGAAAACCAGCACCGUGAUCAAUUGGUUCCACAAUUACAGAUCUCGCAUCCGUCGAGAGCUGUUCAUUGAAGAAAUCCAAGCAGGAAGCCAGAGCCAGGCUGGAUCAAGUGACUCUCCUUCAGCCAGAAGCAGCAGGGCAGUUCACAGCUCUGAGGGAGACAGUUGUGAUGGUGUGGACACAGAAGGCCCACCUGAAGGAAAGCAAAGUGGUCUGGAGGCGGACGAGUACAGCAAUGCAACCACAAAGUCUCAGGGAGGGCAAGCAGAGUCAGCUUUUGAAGCGGGGGAAGAGGUACCACAAGAUGCCAGAUCAUCAGAGAAAACAGAGUCAUUCCAUUUGGGAAUGGAGAGCCUGGAGGAUACUGAUGAUGAGGGUAGGCUCAAAGCACCACGUCAGAGUUCUCCGCCAGGGUCUCAAAGUUCAGGAGAAACUCUGGAGACAAUGCCAAACUCUGCUACAGAAGAGGAUGCCUCUACCUCAGCUGCCUCCACCUCAGUCCUUACAGGGGAGAGCUCCUUCAAGUCAAAAGAGAGUUCAGAGAAAAUGUUGAGUGUGCCAAGUACAAGUUCCACGUUGGCUGCAGGCUCACAGAAAGCCAACUCUAUUCAGAGUUUAUUCAGCUUUUCCGAGGCAGCAAGCUCCAAGAACACGCGGGACAACACCUUGAGGAAAAAGAAAGCAGCAAACUUGAACAACAUAAUACACCGUUUAGAGAAGGCCGCUAGUCGAGAAGAGCCCGUUGAAUGGGAGUUUUGAGAUUAAACUCACCCAACUCUAGAGAGCUGGGAAAGUUAAACUGGACCUCUACUGGUUUUAUUGUGUUGCGCACUUACCGCCCUGCAGGCCACAGGGCAAAAACGCCAUAGGCCAAGGUGCAUAUAGAAAACAAAAGGAGCGUUAAGCCCAAUUUAUGUUUGUGUUUUCAAGGAAGAAAACUGAAAUGUGUGGUCAAGCUUUUUUGUACCCUGAAGUGUUUUUAUUAAUGCCCUAAGUGAUUUCCACAAUUUCUGGAAUAACUCAUACAGCUUUGCCUUGUGCCCUCCUCUUUGGUGUGGGCUUUAAAAAAACAAAAACACAAAAAAAAUCAAACCCACAUAUUUAAAGGGGGCUUUUUAUCUGCCAUCUAAUGGCUACAGAGCGAUAAUACACUAUUAUCUUCUUAAACCAGGAAAAAAGGGGAGAUUUUUCAAAAAGGAAAAAUAAAAAGUUUUUUGUAGCUGUUCAGUUGCCACUAAGAGAUUGCACAGUCAACCGACUCUAAACACACUAGUUUGGAUUCCUAAAUAUUUUCAAGAAAAGAAAAGAAUCGUGUUGUUUGAAACUUUGAAUUAAAAAAAACACAUUUACUCCACAUAUUUUUUAACAAAACAAAAAAAGUCACAUCAGGAAAAUAUCUUAAUUUGUGGUAGCUGACUUAGUGUUUUCUUGUAAGUGAAAUAGAAUAUUGACACGUAGUGCACAUUGUUUCAUAGCUUUAACUGAUUCUGGUCUUUUGCAGACCAGAAUUUGUUUAAUACACUCCAUUUUAGGCCAAAUCAGGACAAAAAAAAUCUGAAUCUAGGUAUUUUAUAAUCUGCUUUUUAACCUCUAACCACAGAGCACGCUGAUCAGACCUCAUAUCCAGGAGGUUUAGGAGACAACUUAGAAUAGCAUGUACUUGAUCAUUUCAUUUGAAUUGUUCUUGGCCUCAUGGCUAGAGGGGUGAAAACAUUAUCUAAGUUGUAUCUAGUACCUUUUUGUUUAAGAAAGAGAAAUGAAAAAAGUUGGCCAGUAACAUUUCAGCCUGCAGCUCUGGGGACAUAUUUUACAACCUGAAGCAUUCAACUAACUUGAAAUCAGUUAAAGUUUCAUUUACAUGUAUAACUGAUAACACACACCACUAAGAAGGAAUUGGGGCCUGCCUCAGAUGAAGAGAUUUCUUCCUACAAUAGGUAGCCAUUUACUGACUCUCUUCCCACCAUAAGCACUGAUUUAAAUGUUUUAGUUUGUGGGAAGUUUAUUUUUGUGUAGAAAAAGAAUACAUUGCAGGUAUCAGAUGGGCUGUGACCAAGAUGGAAAUAGCCCAAACUCCAAACCAAAAUACUCAUGCUCUUGAAUCCCAGUCCAGACUAUUCCGCCCUUCAGAAAUUUAGCCUCUUCAGAUUAUUUUAUGCACAGCAUAAAACUGAUCAAAGUACAAAUCAAAUUCUAACUUGUCUCUAACUCCUCCUGUUGUCUAUAUGUAUAUGCGUGAGCAUAGAGGUGUGUGGAAGGAUGUGUGUGUGUGAGUGUGUGCGAGCAAUUUUAUACGUCUGUGU
Molecule: messenger RNA, 7093 nt
Organism: Mauremys mutica (yellowpond turtle)
Lineage: Eukaryota; Metazoa; Chordata; Testudines; Geoemydidae
Gene: CUX1
Product: cut like homeobox 1
Exons: 27
Coding region: 798-5552 (1584 amino acids)
Biological process (GO): intra-Golgi vesicle-mediated transport; regulation of DNA-templated transcription
Cellular component (GO): Golgi membrane
Molecular function (GO): DNA-binding transcription factor activity, RNA polymerase II-specific; DNA binding
Source: RefSeq, a predicted model, not a curated record